AUGGCAAACACGCAAACACCACUCGCCAAUGGGGGCGUCGACACCCAUCACCACAUUUUUGAGCCUUCCAAAUUUGCCUAUUCACCUGACAGGCACCUCACUCCCCCCGCUGCAACUGUCCAGCAAUUCCAAGAAUUCAAGAAAGCCCAAGGCCUCACCAAAUCGGUGCUUGUUCAUGGGCUGUCAUACGGACAUGAUUGUUCCUCCUUGAAGCAUUUCUUGAAAGAAUUGGGACCCGAGACAACCCGCGGCGUUGCAGUGGUCGACCUCUCAACCCCGGAAUCGGAAAUGCAGGAGAUGCAUGCGCUCGGCGUGCGAGGAAUUCGCCUGGAUAUGUACAAGCACAAUGCCAUGCUGGACGUAGAGAAGCAGAUCUGGAUGCUGCGCUCCUACGGCGACAAAGUGCAGCAUUUCGGGUGGAGCCUGGCUAUGCUGCCGCUUAACCCCGAGAACUGGGCCCGUCUUGCACCAGUAAUCCGCACCCUUCCAGUUCCCGUCGUCACAGACCACCAUGCCCUUCUAAAGGGCACGAGCAUGCUCCCCGAAGGCAUGGACGUCCUCUCUCAGCCCGGCUUGGAGCCCAUUCUCGAACUUCUGAGGUCCGGCAAUUUCUGGAUUAAGCUGAGCGCGCCCUAUCGCUCUUCGGAUCAGGCGCCUCACUACGAUGAUAUGAAGCUCUUGGUGCAGACACUGGUGAAGACGAACCCAAAGAGAGUCCUCUGGGGAAGUGACUGGCCGCAUACCCCUCGGAUGAAGCUCCGUACAAAGGAGGAAGCAUUAAAAGAGACGCCGUAUCUCCAGGUGGAUGACCGGCAAUGGCUGUUAAGCCUGCGCGAAUGGCUCACUGAUGAGCAGUGGCAGCUGCUCAUGAUUGAAAAUCCCCAAGAACUUUUCUGGUGCGCUACCGAACAUCCCGCUCUACCGAAAGCGGGACCUUCGUCGGAAGCUGCACCCUCUCAUGACCUCGGCAUCGUCAUCGGGAAGGGAACAGUUCCUCAAGACAUGACGUUACUGCGCAACAUACAGCAUCUGCGCAGCUCGCUGCCACACACAAAAUGCGCAGCACGGCGCUUCGCCACUGUUUCUGGUGGAACAGGCAUCCAAGGCAUGCAAGUGCCGAUGAACCUGCUAGAGAAGCUUCAACGCAACCUAGAACUUCUCCGCCAGCGUCUGAACAGGCCGCUUGUGCUCUCAGAGAAGGUCCUUUACACGCACCUUUGCGAACCGGAAAUCCAAGAGCUCGACCGUGGAAAGUCGUUCCUCAAGUUGAAUCCUGACCGUGCGGCAUGCCACGAUGCCACGGCAACCAUGGCCCUGUUGCAAUUCAUCAGCGCAGGACUGCCAGAGGCUCAGUUGCCUGUCACCAUCCACGGAGACCAUAUGAUCAUGGCAGAGAAGGGCGCGGGGCCUGAUCUUGAGAAUGCGAAAAGGGAGCAUCGCGAGGUUUACGCAUUUUUGGCCUCGGCGUGUGCAAAGUACAAUAUGGGCUUCUGGAGGCCCGGGUCCGGAAUCAUACAUACCAUUCUUCUGGAAAACUACGCCUUCCCGGGUGGACUCAUGAUCGGAACCGACUCGCAUACGCCAAACGCCGGCGGGUUAGGAAUGCUUGGGAUAGGCGUCGGUGGAUCUGACGCCGUAGACGCCAUGGCUGGAAUGCCAUGGGAACUACAAUGCCCUAAGGUCAUGGGUGUGAGACUGACAGGGAAACUUCAAGGUUGGGCAAGCUCGAAAGAUAUCAUCCUUAAGCUCGCCGGGAUUGUAUCCGUCUCUGGAGGAAAGGGAAAGAUCGUUGAAUUCUUCGGCCCUGGAACCGAGACACUCGGUGCUACUGCUAUGGCAACGAUCUGCAACAUGUCGGCCGAAAUUGGCUCGACGUCCUGCAUCUUCCCGUACUCUGACGCAAUGGCACGGUAUCUGUCAGCAACGAAGAGAGACUUCGUAGCAGACGCCGCCAAGAACAAUAUGGGGCUUCUCCGCCCCGACGAAGGAAGUGACAAGUACUAUGACGAAGUCAUCGAGAUUGACUUGGACACUUUGGAGCCACAUAUCAACGGACCCUACACCCCUGAUCUAUCCCACCCGUUGUCUAAAUUUCCCACCGAGGUCGAGGGCAGUGAAUGGCCAAAAGAGCUAUCACAUGCCAUGGUUGGAAGCUGCACGAAUUCUUCGUGGGAGGACUUGAAGAAGGCCUCCGAACUGAUCCGUCAAGCCGAGUCGGCGGGACUGAAACCGAAAGUGCCGUUCUUCGUCACAGCAGGCAGCGAGCAGGUCCGAGCCACUGUGGAAAGAGAUGGUAUCCUGAGUGCGUUCCAAGAAGCUGGCGCUGUUCUCUUGAGCAACUCCUGUGGGCCUUGUGUCGGUCAGUGGAACAGGACAGAAGUUAAAAAGGGGGUGGCAAAUUCUGUUAUUUCUUCUUUCAACCGCAACUUUGUAGGAAGACAUGACGGCAACCCUGGAACCCACUCGUUCGUCACAUCGCCUGAGCUCGUCACGGCUUUUGCAUAUUCAGGAUCUCUCCAAUUCAAUCCGGUGACAGAUGAGGUCUUGGACAGCAAGGGGCAAGCAUUCAAGUUCACCCCACCCGUCGUCGACGAGCUCCCUGCAUCAUUCGAGAGCGGACAGAACUACUACCAAGGCCCCGCAGAGGACCGUGAAGCACUUACCGUCGAAGUAGACCCGAAGAGUGACAGACUCCAACUGCUCCAGCCAUUCGAGCCCUGGAAAGCUGGAAACGCCGAAGACCUGACCAUCCUCAUCAAAGUCAAAGGCAAAUGCACAACCGACCAUAUCUCCCCUGCCGGCCCCUGGUAUAAUUACCGCGGCCAUCUCGAAAAUAUCUCCAACAACCUCCUCAUCGGUGCCGAAAACGCCUUCCUCCCUGGCGCAUCCAACCGUGGUCACACUCGGGAUCUCACCACCUCCCCAACCCCAGCUAUCCUCCCCGUCCCUGAAGUCGCCAAAAAUUACAAGCGUUCUAACAUUCGCUGGGUCAUCAUCGGUGAGAACAACUACGGCGAAGGCUCGUCGCGCGAACACGCCGCACUCGAGCCGCGCUACCUGGGUGGCGUGGCGGUCGUAGCCAACUCGUUCGCCCGUAUCCACGAGACGAACCUCAAGAAGCAGGGGAUGCUUCCGUUGACGUUCGCUGACCCGGCAGCGUACGACAAGAUUCAAGCUGACGACAGAGUGGACAUCUUGGGCGUGGAGGACAUCAGGCCCAGCGAGCAGCUAACGAUGAGGGUGAGAAGGAAGGAUGGGGAAGUUUGGGAAACGAAGCUGAAUCAUACGUUCCAUGAGGGCCAGAUCCGAUGGUUGAUGUCCGGAUCGGCGUUGAAUUAUAUCAAGUCGCAGAAGUCAAAGACGGGGUUUUAG
Lasiodiplodia theobromae is the source of this 3372-nucleotide messenger RNA. RefSeq lists its product as uncharacterized. The transcript is spliced from 12 exons. The record is from RefSeq and is a predicted model, not a curated record. Gene Ontology annotation, molecular function: aconitate hydratase activity; hydrolase activity; 4 iron, 4 sulfur cluster binding. Gene Ontology annotation, biological process: tricarboxylic acid cycle. Bases 1 to 3372 code for a protein of 1123 amino acids. Gene Ontology annotation, cellular component: mitochondrion; cytosol. Lineage: Eukaryota; Fungi; Ascomycota; Dothideomycetes; Botryosphaeriales; Botryosphaeriaceae.